AUGGCAUCGCGAAUGCUGUCAGGAAUUUUGGUGGAGACGAGUGAUAGUGAUGCUGAGAGGAUACUCAGUACCAGCACAUUUCGGGAUUUGUUCACUGCCUCCUUCACUGCUUUAAGCGAAAAAGUUGGCGAGCCAGGCCCUCUUCUCCGAGCUGUGACUGCAAACACAACAGCGUUGUCGCCUGCUUGCACUGUUUCUCCUGAUACCUCUAUCGCAAAAGUGAUCCGGAAGAUGAUCGACAAACAAACAAGACGCGUUAUUAUCAAGCGCCAAGACGGUUUAAUGGUGGGGGCUGUGCGAGCCUCUGACAUCUUGAGGAUGCUCCUUCGCGCACAGCACACGCCACUGCGCUAA
Messenger RNA from Phytophthora nicotianae INRA-310, 354 nucleotides. RefSeq lists its product as hypothetical. The coding region runs from base 1 to 354 and encodes 117 amino acids. The record is from RefSeq and is a predicted model, not a curated record. The transcript has 2 exons. Lineage: Eukaryota; Oomycota; Peronosporomycetes; Peronosporales; Peronosporaceae.